CAUACGCGCCGGGCUGGCCCCGCCCCCCCUGUCAGCUGGAGGAAGCCGAGUAGGAAGCGGCCGCGAUGUCCUUUUGUGUCCUACAAGCCGCCGGUGGCGCCGAGUGAUCAGCAGCGCCAUGUCUGGCCGGGAACGAGGGUCAGAGCCACUCUAUAUCAAGGCAGAGCCUGCCAGCCCAGACAGUCCUCGGGGCUCCUCCGAGGCUGAGCCUGAACCGCCGCCUGCCCGGCCUCCUGGCCCUGCCCCUACUCGGCGACGACUCCCCAUGGGCAGGGAAGAGGAUGAGGAAGGGGAGGGCACAGGGCUGGGUGAGAGGGGCAGCGGUGGUGGUGGGGGCAAGCUGGUGCUGAGCUCACUGCCCAAGCGCCUCUGCCUGGUGUGUGGGGACGUGGCUUCUGGCUACCACUAUGGCGUGGCCUCCUGUGAGGCGUGCAAAGCCUUCUUCAAGAGGACCAUCCAGGGGAGCAUUGAGUACAGCUGCCCGGCCUCCAAUGAGUGUGAGAUCACCAAGCGGCGGCGGAAGGCCUGCCAAGCCUGCCGCUUCACCAAGUGCCUGCGGGUGGGCAUGCUCAAGGAAGGGGUUCGUUUAGACCGGGUCCGAGGCGGACGGCAGAAAUACAAGCGUCGGCCUGAGGUAGAGCCCCUGCCCUUUCCAGGACCCUUCCCCUCUGCUCCUCUGGCACCUCCAGGGGGGACUCGGAAGACAGCCCCUGUGAAUGCCCUCGUGUCCCACCUGCUUGUCGCAGAGCCGGAGAAACUAUAUGCAAUGCCUGACCCAGCAGGCCCUGACGGGCACCUGCCAGCUGUGGCUACACUGUGCGACCUUUUCGACCGGGAGAUUGUGGUCACCAUCAGCUGGGCUAAGAGCAUCCCAGGCUUCUCUGCCCUGUCCCUGUCGGACCAGAUGUCGGUAUUGCAGAGUGUGUGGAUGGAGGUGUUGGUGUUGGGGGUGGCCCAGCGCUCGCUGCCCCUGCGGGAUGAGCUGGCCUUUGCUGAGGACCUGGUUCUGGAUGAGGAGGGAGCCCGGGCAGCCGGGCUGGGCGAGCUGGGGGCCGCACUCCUGCAGCUGGUUCGCCGGCUCCAGGCCCUUCGUCUGGAACGGGAGGAAUACGUGCUGCUCAAGGCCUUAGCUUUGGCCAACUCCGACUCAGUGCACAUAGAAGAUGCUGAGGCCGUGGAGCAGCUGCGAGAAGCCUUGCAUGAAGCCUUGCUGGAGUAUGAAGCUGGGAGGGCUGGCGGGGGCCCCGGUGGGGGGGCCGAGCGCCGCCGGGCUGGACGGCUGCUGCUCACCCUGCCCCUCCUCCGCCAGACGGCGGGCAAAGUGUUGGCCCAUUUCUAUGGGGUGAAGCUGGAGGGGAAGGUCCCCAUGCACAAGCUUUUCCUGGAGAUGCUGGAGGCCAUGAUGGACUGAUGCGGGGAGGGCUGUUGCUCUAGUGGACAUGUGUGUGUGGGGGAGGUGCUGGCAGGACCGGCAGGGGUGGGGGGGGGAGGGGGUUGAGCCCCAGAAGAAGCCCAGGGGAGGGCAUGGGCAAUGCCCACAGCCUGCUGGCAGUGCCAGGGCAGUGUUAACAGCCCAUGGGAACCAGGCCCAUGCCCACCCUAUCCCCUUCCAUAGGCACCUAGAGGAGCGAGGCUAGGUGGUGCUGCUCCAACCAGUAGAGGGAAGCACUGCCCCUCGCAAGCCAUAAUCUACCCCCGGAUUGGGGGGGGCCUUGUGGAAGCCAUAAAGGGGGGCUGCUGGGGAGACUGGGGUACCAGGGGAGAGGCAAGAGAUCUCAGGGAGGGAAGGGUCGGGGGCCCCAGCUUCCCCUUCGGUUAAUGCUUUUUGCUGCUGCUUGGCCCACCCCCAGGGGCCUGGCUCCCCCCUCUAGCAGAGCCGGGGCUGGAGAGCAAGUACCCCAAACCCUUCCCUCCUUGCCAUUUAUACUGGGCAUUAUUACUGCCCCCCAAACCCCAACCCUUCUCCCCCUUUAAAGCAAUAAAUCAGAGCUGGCUCCUC
Messenger RNA from Phascolarctos cinereus (koala), 1999 nucleotides. It is a transcript of the gene ESRRA, whose product is annotated as estrogen related receptor alpha. Lineage: Eukaryota; Metazoa; Chordata; Mammalia; Diprotodontia; Phascolarctidae. The record is from RefSeq and is a predicted model, not a curated record. Gene Ontology annotation, molecular function: steroid binding; nuclear steroid receptor activity; zinc ion binding. Gene Ontology annotation, cellular component: nucleus. Gene Ontology annotation, biological process: regulation of DNA-templated transcription.